CGCUGAAACGCGGGCUUCUCUGCUCUCUGGAGCGGGGACGCGCAGCGGACGCGGACAUGGCGGCGGCGUGGAGCCGAGCUCUAGGCCUCAUCCACAGCACCGGGCGCCAGUUGUUGGCAUUGAUUUCCGGAGGAAACACGGGACCGGUUCGGAAUUACUAUGUGGAUUGGCGAAUGCUGAGGGAUGUGAAAAGGAGGAAGAUGGCUUUUGACUUUGCAGAUGAGAGGCGGCGACUCAAUGCAAUUCGGAAAAAUACUAUCUUACCAAAGGAACUGCAGGAGGUUGCCGACCAGGAGAUUGCAGCUCUGCCAAGGGACAGCUGUCCCGUCCGGCUCCAUAAUCGCUGCGUCCUCACCUCGCGUCCGCGAGGGGUCAAGCGCAGAUGGCGCCUCAGCCAGAUCAUGUUCCGUCACCUCGCUGACCACAACCAGAUGUCCGGGAUCCAGCGCGCCAUGUGGUAGGUGCCACUGGGUUGGCAGGGUUUGGCUCGAGCAGCCUGCCCGUGGGACCUCAGCAAUGGGCACCUGAUCACUGGAGCCACCGUAACUGCAUUGACUGUUUCUGGAGCUGGAGAGUGGGCUGCGAGCUGAAUUACUGCCAUAACAUGCAGCGGCAAGUGCAUCUCAAGAAUACUUCCCAGGCUCUACAGUGUUUGGAGUUUCAUAUUGUUAUAAAAUAUGUUGUUUUAAAAAAUGCCUUUCUUGAUGGAAUAUGAGCAAUGCAUCUUCGGAACAUCUCCCACGA
Messenger RNA from Leucoraja erinaceus (little skate), 744 nucleotides. RefSeq names its product 28S ribosomal protein S14, mitochondrial-like. The coding region runs from base 57 to 461 and encodes 134 amino acids. The record is from RefSeq and is a predicted model, not a curated record. Gene Ontology annotation, molecular function: structural constituent of ribosome. NCBI's taxonomy places the organism in Eukaryota, Metazoa, Chordata, Chondrichthyes, Rajiformes, Rajidae. Gene Ontology annotation, biological process: translation. The transcript has a single exon. Gene Ontology annotation, cellular component: mitochondrial small ribosomal subunit; ribosome.